GGGAGCUUACUGUUACCUAGCCAUAGCAUGCUGCCACAAUGACACUGGUUUUGAAAAACAUGCAAAAUGCCGUCAGAUUAAGAACACGCAUCAUACGAAAAGAUGUGAAUAUUUUAAGAAGACUGAUGAAUCUAGAACGUUACGAUGUGUCUCUCCUGUUUGUGACCGAUGAAUAUAUUGCUACUCUCAACUCUAAUUACAGACAAGUGCAUGGUCCUACAGAUGUCUUGUCAUUUCCCGCACUUGAGAUUACACAGGCAGGAAUGCUACCAACACAUGGCGAAUCUGAUGGCGAUGAACUGUGUCUUGGUGACAUUUAUAUAGCACCUGCUUAUAUUCGAAAAGAGUGCCAGAGCCAUGGUGAUAACUUUCACAAUGUGAUGAUGGUAUGUGAAAGUACAAAAAUACAAAUCCUUGCACUUUACAUUUAUCUUUUUUAUCCAAGAUCUACAAAUCUUACACCUGGCAACUGUGACUCAUGGGCUUUGCCAUCUUACUGGGCUAGACCAUGAGACAGAAGAUGAUUGGCGCCACAUGGUGGAGGCAGAGAGAGACAUACUUUCAAGGUUCAAUAAACUCUCAGGCUGCAAUUGUCGGGCGCUCACCUCUUGUGGACACUAAAAUAUAUUUAUGAACAAUGCUAGACCUUUUCUCUUUGUAAUCAAGAUGUGAUGAAGCAUGUUGUACAUGUAUAUAUAUUCUUUGCAAAAUAAGUUAUAUAAGCGAUUUAUAUUUAAUGAUUGUUUAAUGAUUGCUUAUUUCUCUGGUCCAUGUUUAUGUGUUGUUAACCAUUUGAUUAUCUUUGAUGCUGAAACUUUGUUGUCUAAUACUGCAUGAAAUUAAUGUAUGCUAUCCUAUAUGAUUGUGUAUAUGCACAUAUGUGUGUAUAAAAUGUGUGAAGUGGAGGAGGUUGAGGAAUGUGCAGGUACACACCCUUUGUCUCUAACCGCAUGUUGCAGGAGUACUUCUGCUUUCAAGAAUGAUGUUUGCUCUGUUUGAACCAGCAUUUUCCUCUGGAGCAUUGUUAUGUGAAUGUUUACGUUACCCAAGAUUUUUGAGUGUCUUAAAAAUAAAGCAAAUUUUAUCAAAGUGAUAUUGACAUCAUUUCAUAGAGACCCCUAUGUAUGGGUGUGUGAGAGAGAAAAAUCGCAGUUUUAGUUUAUUCCUUGUUACUCCUCGGGGCCGCAACAACACCUUGCCAGUGGACCUGCCUUUGGGCAGCCUUCAGAGGGCCCAUGUGGUACGACGUCAUUUGCCUCCCGUUCUGCUGUUCUUUUCCAAGUCUGCUUUGGUCUCCCAACUCUCCUCUUCCCCUGAGGGUUCCAGUCAAGUGCCUGCCUAUCAAUGGUGUCAGCUGGUUUGCACAGGGUG
Molecule: messenger RNA, 1371 nt
Organism: Pomacea canaliculata
Lineage: Eukaryota; Metazoa; Mollusca; Gastropoda; Architaenioglossa; Ampullariidae
Product: endoribonuclease YbeY-like
Exons: 3
Coding region: 39-512 (157 amino acids)
Biological process (GO): rRNA processing
Molecular function (GO): metalloendopeptidase activity
Source: RefSeq, a predicted model, not a curated record